UGGCUGAUGUCCAAUCACGAUGGCAGGAAUUGCCGUCAUAAACGUUCGUGUUGCCAAGAUAGAAAAAAUGACAAAGGUCUACGUUGCCAAUGACUUGACAGAAGACGUCAUUCUUUUUAUGGACUUUUUGGAGGAUAAUCAAUGCAUCGUUGAUUACGAAGCUAUGACGUUGUCAGCAGGAGGUGGUGUGGUUUCCCUGGAACAUAACCAAGGUACGGUUUACGACUGUAACGUUUGUUUGCUGGAAACACUUAAAAUACACGCCAACACUGAAGUCUCGCUUCCAUGCAAAAUUAACUCAAUAUCUAACUUUGAACAAAACGAUGUAUUUAUUGAAAGAUGCCCUUCCUUUUUCCAAAAAUACGAAGUACUAACCGCGGUAUGCGUAUCCAGGGCUAUUGCCAAUGUGGUGGGAGUAAGAUUAGCGUCGCAUGUCGGAACACCAAAAGAAGGAACCCUGUAGCUGUAGUACUGGUGCGAAAGAAAGACGGGAGCACCCGAUUUUGUGUCGACUACAGGGCAUUGAAUGACACAACAAAAAAACACAGCUAUCCUCUACCUAGAG
Ciona intestinalis (vase tunicate) is the source of this 565-nucleotide messenger RNA. NCBI's taxonomy places the organism in Eukaryota, Metazoa, Chordata, Ascidiacea, Phlebobranchia, Cionidae. The record is from RefSeq and is a predicted model, not a curated record.